CAAGGACACAUCGGAGGCGUCUAUCGUCCUUCGCCAUAUAGCCAUACUCCUAUCAUUAACACCUCUUAAUCCACCCUCAACUACUGGCAGGAUCUGGUUGCCAUCAUGUCUGGUGCUGCUGUGGUUUCUAGGAUCGGGAACCUGUCUUUCCCACCCGGCAAUCGCUGGGUGUUAUGAAAGCCAAGCUGAAAGGAGCAGAGACGGGCCACAGUCUACUCAAGAGGAAGAGUGAAGCUCUUACGAAACGUUUCCGAGAAAUUACCGCCCGCAUCGAUGAAGCCAAGCGCAAAAUGGGUCGGGUAAUGCAGAUCGCCUCGUUCUCGCUGGCCGAAGUCACGUACGCGGUGGGUGGAGAUAUAAGAUAUCAAAUUCAGAAUUCAGCCAGAUCCGCUCGGUUCCGUAUACGCACCAAACAAGAAAACGUAUCGGGCGUCCUUCUACCGACCUUCGAAAGCUACAUGACCGAGGGUAACGACGAUUUUGGCUUAACGGGGCUGGGCAAAGGUGGCCAGCAAGUACAGAGGUGCCGAGAGACAUACGCCAGAGCUGUUGAAGCUCUGGUUGAGCUUGCGAGCCUUCAGACCGCCUUCGUCAUACUCGAUGAAGUAAUCAAGGUAGUCAACAGGCGAGUUAAUGCGAUCGAGCACGUUAUCAUUCCUCGAACCGAGAACACAAUCAAAUACAUCAAUUCAGAGCUCGAUGAACUAGACAGGGAGGAGUUCUACCGAUUAAAAAAGGUGGCGGGGAAGAAACAGAGAGACACUGCAGCAUCGGAUGCCGAGAUGAAAGCUAGGAGGGCUGCCGCCGAACGUGACGACGAUGACCAUCCAUCCAGAGGUCCUGCGGACAUUUUGGUUGCUGGGGAAGACGAGGAUGUCAUUUUCUAAGAUGCACGGCACCGUGCCAGACAGAAACCCUAUGGGGCCACCGCGACAAAAUGAAUGUGUCCGAGCGGAUGAUCUUUUGUAGAUUAGUCGCAGAGAGUAUCGCAGAGUACGGCAUCAUGGUAGACUUGACCUUCCUUUCGGCAAUAAAGCGCGUCGUGACAGGGCGCUUUCCUUAGU
Sodiomyces alkalinus F11 is the source of this 1064-nucleotide messenger RNA. Its product is annotated as ATPase, V1/A1 complex, subunit D. The transcript is spliced from 8 exons. Bases 174 to 887 code for a protein of 237 amino acids. Gene Ontology annotation, molecular function: proton-transporting ATPase activity, rotational mechanism. Lineage: Eukaryota; Fungi; Ascomycota; Sordariomycetes; Glomerellales; Plectosphaerellaceae. Gene Ontology annotation, cellular component: vacuolar proton-transporting V-type ATPase complex; fungal-type vacuole membrane. Gene Ontology annotation, biological process: vacuolar acidification. The record is from RefSeq and is a predicted model, not a curated record.